CGAGGUUCUAGCUGGCUGUCGUUCGACUAAUGGUUUUGUUACUAUAUACUUCCGUUUUUUUCUCUGCCCGCGUCGAGUGCGUAAGGCGCACUCGUGAACCCACCAUUUAUCUAACCCGUACCCACCAGUGCACCAUGACCAACGGUGAAGAUCGGACGAUCGUGAUUUAGUGUAUCCUAAUCGCUACAAGCAGCAGAACGCAAUCGAAAUGAGUGCCAUCAGCAAGUACUGGAACGAAUUUGUUACCCCGGAAGUGAGUUGUACGUUGAUAGCGCAUCCGGGCAAAUCCUGUGUGGAACACAACCUCUCCCAGAUGAGGACGACGGUUUUGGGCAAUAUGCAAUUCUUCAUCCCAGUGUCGCUCCUCCGUUUGUUCUUACUUGUGUACUCCCGAAAAGCCAUAAAGUGGGAAAUUGUCCGCCAGACGCUGCUCGAGUUCUGCUGUAUGGUUGCCAAUGGCUGGUCUGCCUCCAACAGUUGGACGGUGGGAUUCUGUGCUAUGUAUAAUAUUUUCGGGCGGAUGAUCAACAACUAUUGCGUUUCGCUGCCAGGGUUAGCAGGAAGUCUCGUUAUGUUCUGGAUGCCACUUUACGUUCAAUCAAGUCACUCAAGGGCAGUGUUUAAUGUGUUUCUAGAGUGUUGGAUAAAAUCGAGAGAACACCCGCUGCUAGAGUACGCACGAGAGUCAAAGGUAAUCGGAACGGUGGCGUUCAUGAUUAUCAGUGCUGUGAUUGGAUAUUUUGCACAAAGAACCAAAACAGCGGAGUUCUGGUUUUUCUCACCAUUGAAGAAAAAUCUUAACUCAGCGAUCGAUCAAACAACCAAACCAUGCUUCCAUCGCAACGACUGUCUGCAUUACAUCCUAGAGGGAAUGAAGACUUGUUUCACCUUCGGCAUGAUUUUGGAACUAGCCCGGAAGUUGAUUGGUUCCGCUGCCAAGAUUCGGCGACAACCUGCAAUGGUGCUGAGGUCCAUCUCCAGUAUCCGAUUCAAGUUUGUCGCCUUUCUGACUCUGUACAAUGGACUAUUCAGACUCGCAACCUGUCUCUUGGCUCGCUUUCGAGGAAAAGUAUCCAUGAGCGACAGCACCCUGGCCGGUGCCGUUAGUGGGUUGUCCUAUUCUCUAUCACCCAACUACAACGUGUUCAACUUAGCGGUGACCGCUAUGGCACAGAACUGUUGGAACUUCCUGGGGGAGAUGUACACUCGAUCGAAGGCGAUUCAACGACUUCACCAGCUGCCCAUUAGUUCGAUCGUUUGGGUGAUACUGAUCAACUACAAUUUGUACAGCCGAGCCUACUAUCCGUACGCGAUGUCCAAGUACGCGCUGAAGUUCACCGACAUGUGCUCGUACUCGCAGGCUCGGACUGCAUCCGCAAAUCUAGCAAAACUAUUUCUUGGUGCCAUUUAGGUUGUUUGUAAUUUUACAACGGGAUAAUGCCGC
Molecule: messenger RNA, 1444 nt
Organism: Toxorhynchites rutilus septentrionalis
Lineage: Eukaryota; Metazoa; Arthropoda; Insecta; Diptera; Culicidae
Exons: 5
Coding region: 209-1411 (400 amino acids)
Source: RefSeq, a predicted model, not a curated record